AUUGCAUAUUGUGUGGCAUUAUCUUCUGCCAAAGUUGAAGGUGCUGAUCAUAACUUGGAAUCAGAUUCUGCAAACUUUUGCUCUAUUUUAUAAUUCAAAUGUACCUUCGUUCUUCCAAACCAUAUCUCUGCUACUCGCAUCUCUAAGCAGCAUAUUUCAGCUCCAGCUUCCAUCAACAAUAUGGAAGUUGGCAGUGAUCAGUCAAGUGUGAAGAAAAGGUCCAGUAUAAUUUUGGGACCUUGGGGAGGAAAUGGCGGAGCUAGCUGGGAUGAUGGAACUUAUAAUGGAGUGAGAGAAAUCAGAAUCGUUUAUGACAAAUGCAUCGACUCGAUUUGUGUUGUGUAUGACAAGAACAGUAAGCAUGUGGAAGCAGAAAAACAUGGAGGUGUCGGAGGCACAAAAAUGGCCGAGAUUAAGCUGCAAUAUCCUGAGGAGUACUUGAUCAGCGUGAGCGGGCACUACUCGCCGGUGGUUCAUGGGGGAAGCCCUGUGAUCCGAUCGUUAGCAUUCAAGAGCAACCGAAGGAUGUUUGGUCCGUAUGGAGUUGAGGAAGGAACACCAUUUACAUUCUCAAUUGAUGGAUGUCAAAUCGUUGGGUUUAAGGGGAGAAGUGGGUGGUUCCUGGAUUCGAUCGGAUUCCGAUUGUCCCGAGUUUCUACCAAGUUCCUCCAAAAGGUUCAGAAGAGGCUUCAGAGGCUUACCACCACAGCUUCUAAUUCAUCUUCUACUAGAAAUGCUGAAGAAAUUGUGGAGUGAAAUUUCCAUAUACAUACAUCUACUAUGGUUUUAUUUGAAUUAUGUAAUAUGAAUAAGGUAUAUGAACUCUCUUGCAUGGUGGAACAAAAAGGAAAUAAUUCUAUGUACAAAUAUGUUUUUGGUUAAUACAAUUUUUGGUCACUCAAAGAUGAGACAUUUUUCAA
Messenger RNA from Tripterygium wilfordii, 920 nucleotides. RefSeq names its product jacalin-related lectin 19. Gene Ontology annotation, molecular function: carbohydrate binding. Lineage: Eukaryota; Viridiplantae; Streptophyta; Magnoliopsida; Celastrales; Celastraceae. The record is from RefSeq and is a predicted model, not a curated record. The transcript has 3 exons. Bases 181 to 756 code for a protein of 191 amino acids.